Paramecium sonneborni is the source of this 1166-nucleotide messenger RNA. Lineage: Eukaryota; Ciliophora; Oligohymenophorea; Peniculida; Parameciidae. The record is from the annotation of a GenBank genome assembly.
UCAUAAUGUCUUUCAAUGAUGAUUUUAAGCCAGAGAUUCCAUUUUCGUCAACUAUUUCACCUGAUGCAGACAAUUUUGAGGAGGAGUUACCUUAAUCUUAAGAACAUAUAUAAUUAACUAAAUUUCAGACAAAAAUUUCAAAUGAAAUCGAAGAUAAAAUAAUUUCUUUUUACUACUUAAAUACCGAAUAAAAAGUUCCAAUUUCAAAAAUAGAGUUAUCAAAACAAAUAAACAUUAUUUUAGAAAACAAAUAAUACAUCGCUUCUGACUUAAAUAUUAAAAAUAAUCUUUAAAAAUAAGUAAUCAAUUUAAUUUUAAAGCUAAUAUAUAAAACUACUUAAAAUGAAUUAAUCAAAUCUAUUUUAGAAGAAGAAGCUAGAAAUAUCUACCUUGAUUGGUUCAAAUUAAUAGUAACGACUUAAAAAUUUAAAGAGGGAAAUGAUCAAUUAAAUAAACUUUAUGAGCUUAACAAACAUCCAAAAUAUAUAGCUUGGCUUUAAAAAUAAAAAAAAGAAAAUAAAAAUUUAUUCAUGUUUAACAUUACAUUUUUCAAUGAAUGUUUGAAAAAAGUAUAAUGUUAAAUAAAAAUUCAAAAUUCCACUUAAUUUGAUGAUUUAGAGUAUUAAAUAUAUGCUAUCAAAAAUUAUUUAAAGUUUGUUAAGGGAACAGAAGAAUAAUAACAAGAUAUUGAAUUCCUAGAACUUCAAAUAUGUGCUUUUGAAUAAGUUAUUUUAGAAAUAUUAAAAGAAAAGUUUUCUACGAUUAAAGAAAAGAAAUAAUCUAAAAUAAAAAGAACUGUAAAUUUUAACAAUGAGAAUUUAAUCAAUCUUUUAAAAUAACCAAAAUUUAUGAUGGAAUUUGAUGAUCUACUUUAAAUAUUACAAAGGAAAGAUUAGGAAAUCACUUAUGAAAAGUAAAUACUAAAAUUAGAAACUGAUGAAUAAAUUAAGAAUUUUAAUUUAUGUUUAGAUAAAAAAAAAAAAAAAAUUUUUAAAAUACCACCAUGUUCCAAAAAGGUAAAAUUAAAUUAAAAUAAUUAAUAUGCAAAAGUGUAUUUAAGUCUUGAAUUUCAAGACUAAUAUGAAAAUAAUGAGUCCCAGUUUGAACCAGACGAAUAAUAAUAACAAUAAGUUAAAUCUGAUGAAGAACAAUGAAAAUCAUACAAG